Molecule: messenger RNA, 906 nt
Organism: Fonsecaea multimorphosa CBS 102226
Lineage: Eukaryota; Fungi; Ascomycota; Eurotiomycetes; Chaetothyriales; Herpotrichiellaceae
Exons: 2
Coding region: 1-906 (301 amino acids)
Cellular component (GO): extracellular region
Source: RefSeq, a predicted model, not a curated record
AUGAAGACUGUCGCAUCCUUUGCCAUUGCCGCCUUGUGCGCCGCGAUGGCCGCUGCCUCUCCUCUCGAAAAGCGCGACUAUGUGACCGAAAUCGAUUUGUACACUGUGACCGUUACAGUGACUGGUUGGCCACCGGCUGAUACACCUGCACCGUCUGCUGUCGAAACAACUCCCUCUGGCAGCGACUGGAAUAGUUGGAGCAGUUGGGGCGCAUGGCACAGCGGAAGCAGUGGGGAAUGGAGCAGCGAGUCGCCUUCUCCUACCUCUGCUGCUCCUGCCGAUACACCGGCGCCUUCUCCAGAAUCUCCACCUCCAUCUGCGGCUCCAACCUCCGAGUCCUGGUCAAGCUCGACGCCAGAAGCCUCACCAACCUCUACUGAAGCAGCGCCUUCGCCCGCCUCCACCACUGUCUCUUCGGACUAUCAGCAAGGAAUUCUUGAUUCGCACAACAUCCAUCGGGCCAACGCAUCUGUGCCAGAUUUGACCUGGAGUGAUGACAUGGCCUCCAUUGCCGCUCAGAUCGCCGCCAGCUGUGUAUAUGCUCAUGACACUUCCACUGGUGGCGGUGGCUAUGGCCAGAACAUCGGUGCAGGUGCCCCUCCCUCAGGCAUCCCUGCCAUGAUCACCGAUGAGAUGUAUAAUGGAGAAAUCAACUUCUACCCGGCAUAUGGCGUGGAGCCAGACAUGACCAACUUCGAGAAAUGGGGUCACUACUCCCAGAUCGUCUGGAAGUCCACCACCUCUGUCGGUUGCGCAACUCAGUAUUGUCCCAAUGGCUUGGCCAAUACCGGUAGCGACGUCAGCCCUUAUUUCACCGUCUGCAACUAUAGCCCACCAGGCAACUUUGGUGGCGAGUACGCUGCGAACGUCUUGCAACCCGGCGACAUGCCCACUGUCACGCUAUAA